AUGAUGAUUGCCAGCUUCCCUAAUACUACUUCCGGCGGCGGCAAAGAAGACGCGGGGGAGAAGAAGAACACAAAGAAGGAACCCCACAAACCGCACGCCGGCGCGUGUUCCACUUGGAUCGACGACGAAAUCGAAAUGAUGCCGGAGGAGUUGCAAAACGUCAUGCCGAGACCGUCGUGUUGCGAGAAAGACGAAGCGGAGCAGAGAGAAGCGUCGAGAUUGAUUAAAAUUCUUAAAGGCGUCGACCGAGUGCAAUUGAAAGCGGACGCGAAGGCGCAGUUUAUUGUCGGGGAUGACGCGCAUCAGCAGCAGCAGCAGCAGUUUCUUCUUCUUCAACAACAACAACAACUACAACAACAACAGACGAACGAAGACGAAGACGAAGAUUCAGAUUUCGGGAACACGGACGACGAAGACGAGGAGAGCGACCCGUAUUUGAGAGAAUUAAAAGCGGCGAGAAUUCGGGAGAUGCGUCUGAACGCGAUGAAAGCGGAGCAGAUGCAAAAGCAGGCGGAAUACGUGAACGCGCGCGAGAGGGAUCUCGGCGAUAUCUUGAAAAAGAACGCGAAAGUGUUGUGUCAUUUCACCUUAGACGGCGUAGACGAGUGUGCGAGAAUAGACGAAGUUUUAGAUAACUUGGCGAAAGCGUUUCCAAAGACGAAGUUUGUGCGAAUUCGACCGGAAUUAGGAUCGAAAUCGCCAACUUUACAAAUGUGCAACGUCUCGCAGCCGCCAGCCAUCGUGUAUUUCAAAAACAGAAGACUCUCCUCGUGGACGAACGGGUUCGAUCAGUUUGGCGGAAGAAACGGGUUUUCAGAAGAGAGCGUGACGAAAUACAUCGCUGGAAUUGGCGCUUUACCUGGCCAUCCAGACGCGCCCAGAAGGAAUAGCGGAGCGAAGGGGAGCAGAGAAGAGGACGAGUACGCCUAUUUCGACAGCGACGACGACGGCGAACGCUCGGACGACGGCGACGACGAAAUCUUUGGUGCGAACGAACCGUGCCCUGAUUGUGGAAGAACCUAUCCACACAAGCACAUUCGUGCGUUAAGGCCAGGUGGGGAAGGAGCAGCAGAAGAAGAGAGCGAUGAAAACGCGGACUCAGAUUGA
Bathycoccus prasinos is the source of this 1107-nucleotide messenger RNA. RefSeq lists its product with no specific name. Gene Ontology annotation, cellular component: cytoplasm. Lineage: Eukaryota; Viridiplantae; Chlorophyta; Mamiellophyceae; Mamiellales; Bathycoccaceae. Bases 1 to 1107 code for a protein of 368 amino acids. The record is from RefSeq and is a predicted model, not a curated record. The transcript has a single exon.